Messenger RNA from Patiria miniata (bat star), 1134 nucleotides. RefSeq lists its product as uncharacterized. Bases 1 to 1134 code for a protein of 377 amino acids. The record is from RefSeq and is a predicted model, not a curated record. Gene Ontology annotation, molecular function: calcium ion binding. Lineage: Eukaryota; Metazoa; Echinodermata; Asteroidea; Valvatida; Asterinidae. The transcript is spliced from 6 exons.
AUGGCGGAAGCUGUACUGAGGCCCCCAACGGAUAUACAUGUACGUGCAAUCCUGGAACAACCGGAAGGAGAUGUCAAAAAGGUGAAUACAGACAUUAGUGAAUAUAUCGAUGAGUGUGCCAGCUCCCCGUGUCGGAACGGUACGUGCGUUGACAUGCUCAACCGUUUCGAAUGCCGAUGCGACCCAGGAACAACCGGACAAUUCUGCCACUAUCUUGAUCCGUUUGAGAGUUGUCCGGAGAACGUUAGUGUUAACCUGCCCCAUGGUGAGACACACGCCUACGUCACUUGGGCCGAGCCCCAAGUAAGAGCUUCAUUCAACACGACGUUGGUCAUUGCUCCAGACGCAGUUGGGUCUCCAUUCCCAAUCGGGCUUCACAAAGUGGAAUAUCGAUAUAAUACUACGAGCCGUGUGCAAGGAUGUACUUUCUACGUCAACGUCACAGGACGAACGGAACCUUUUGUACAGAGCUGCCCUCAGGAUUUCCAAGUCGCCCUGCCGCCAGAUCAGGUCAAGGCCUAUGUCACGUGGUCUGCACCGACGGUGAUUGGCGGCAACAGCAGUCACGUGCUUCGAGUUUUCAACUCCCAGAAUGCCACGGUCAAAGCUGGUACCCUGCUCCCGACUGGUAACCACGAGUUCACGUACAAGGUUUGGCAGAACGUCUCCCUUUGUGAACCGCUGGACAUGUGUUCUUUCAACGUCAACGUCACGCACUCUGGAAACGAAGGGGCAGUGACACACUCUGGAGACAAUUUCUACUGUUCCAGCACAAGCACCGUGAUUGUCGGUUGUACAUUGUCUGUUGCCCUUAUUGCGGCCGCUGGUUUUGGACUGAUGUAUUUCAGGACCAAACGAAAUCUAUCCAGGGCUGGAUCACGUUCCAUGCCACCCAUUCCCAAGACAAUCAACAACAUCAGUAACUUGGGCGAUGAGCGGUCUAGGUACCAGACCAACUCCAAACAGCUCCCGCCCGUCCCGCCGCCCAAGCCUGGUCCGGUACCCGAUGAGAACAAUUACGAAGCGUUGGACAACUACGGGUACUUGUGCCUUGAGUUUCAGAAGCAUAACAGGGAUGCUUAUCAGCUGCCUAGAGCCGUGUACGAGGUGCCCAAACAUCUCAAUGAGUAUUAG